Molecule: messenger RNA, 3543 nt
Organism: Aspergillus versicolor CBS 583.65
Lineage: Eukaryota; Fungi; Ascomycota; Eurotiomycetes; Eurotiales; Aspergillaceae
Exons: 2
Coding region: 1-3543 (1180 amino acids)
Biological process (GO): chromatin remodeling
Cellular component (GO): cytoplasm
Source: RefSeq, a predicted model, not a curated record
AUGGAUAGCUCCAGACAGGAAGCUUUUAGAAAGCUCCGCGAACCAUGUGUCGAAUUAAGUUCUAUUGGUCUGAAAUUUCGUGGGCACCAAGCUAGCCCCAAUGAUGUCCUCAAGACACUUCGCUCAGUGUACAAUGUUUUGGAUGAACUCGCUGGCAAGCAUGCUUUGGAUGAAAAGCUAGCCGAAUAUGCGUUCUUCCCAUUGGCACACAUUUUCAAUGAAUCCAAGAGGACGCCGGUUAAUGUUCUGGAGCUGGCAGUAAACUGCCUCCGGUUACUCGUUAAGGAGGGAUGGAAGGCACGACUGUCUCCCCAGAUGGGGAAGCAGUUGGUCAUUUUACUGACAUUGAUUGCGGGUGGCGCACCGGGAAGUACAAAUGGAGACAAGUCUGCAAAAUCCUCUAUCGAACUGGAAAUCGCGGCAUUUGACUGCCUCUUUGCCAUAUUUGAUGUGCUGUCUGGGCCCGUAGCGGAGCAGACGAUUUACCAUGAGAUUGGCACUGCUACGGUUGUUGAUCAGACAGUGUAUCUUUUGCUUGAAGGGAUUGGGAGUGAUAAAUCCGAUGAGCUUUGUAUUUCUGCCGCAAAGGCGCUCCAAGCACUCUAUCGGCGCGUUACUGAUCGUGUUGUGCUCGCGAGUAUAAUGCCCCGGACCGUCUCGGCGCUAGCAAAAGUGCUGAAACCGACAACUCAAACUAGGCGAUCAUAUAAAAUGAUUACUAUAUGCUUAAAUAUACUCGCCGAUAUGUUGAAAGCGGUUCUCAACGACCAAGCUAACGCACAAUUACCGGCAAAGACCACUCAGCCCAAGCAGGCUGAUGAAAGAUUAGUGCUUGACGAGUCUUGGUUGAAGGCUACAACUACACAAAUCAAACUCGCUUUGACCCAAGUCAUACAACUAAGGCGUCAUGGCCGGGAGGAGGUUCAAGAGGGACUAUUGGGCCUGUGCAUUAUGGUUGUAGAGGACUGCCGGACCACGUUGCAGGAUUCAAUACCCGUGCUCGUUGAAACCAUCAUUGUUCUAUCGGAUUUAGACGAAGAGCAGACACCAAAUAACGCAUAUUCGUCACUAAAACAUCUGGCUACUACCUAUCCCGUGGUGCUGGAUAGUCUCAAAGAAUCCCUGCACACCUGGCUUACCGCAUUUCCGCGGACAAUGCAGAGCAAUGACGAAACAGCCAAACAAUGGGCCAUAAAGCAAAUUACCACUGCUUUCCAGGCUCUAUCUGAAAUCCAGUCUGGGUCUGAUCUACUUACCAAUAACUUGACAACCGGACUAUGUGACAGCGUUGCUGUCAUCGUCAAUCAUGCGACCAGUGCGCUUCAGCCACUCAAUCCAGAGCCGACAAACCAAACGGUAGAGGUUCUUGGCCCUGAAAAAGAGUCUUCUAUGUUCUCACCGGUCCUGUUAGACCAUAGAAGCCAACAGCAGACUCUGAAAGACCUUCAGAGCAUGAUUGCGAGGCUCAACCUCUCUAGCUCUGCUAGUGACAUCACACGGUUGAUUGUCAACCGUAUCAAUCAUGAGCAGGGAAACUCAACCAUCGCGCCGUUAUGGCUCGCGACAACUUUCCUCAAGAAUACACCGCAGUUUAUGAGCGGCUUUGAUGAAUUCAUUUCAAUAGAUCACCUCGAGCCCGCACGUCCCCAUUCGACUAGGGCUAAUAUGAUUGAAGAGCUAUAUUACAUAUCAUUGCCAAUUCUGAACGAGCCAAUAUCUGCUAGCACCGGCGAUUGGCGAGUGCAAGCGCUUACCCUAGAAGUUGUUGCCCUUCAAGCCGAGGAGCUGAAGGAAGCUUUCCGGCCUGAACUCAUGGAUGCAUUGUAUCCGGUUUUGCAACUCCUCGCAUCUACAAAUCAAGCCCUUCAAAAGCAUGCAAUGGUUUGCCUCAAUAUUCUCACUCGAGCCUGUGGCUACCCUGAUACCAGCACCAUGGUUGUCGAAAACGUCGACUACCUGGUGAACUCCGUGGCUCUGAAAUUGAAUACUUUCGAUGUAUCACCCUACCCUCCCCAAGUUCUCUUGAUGAUGGUGAAAUUAUGCGGUGCGCGACUCAUUCCUUACCUGGAUGACCUAGUGGACUCUAUUUUUGGAAUCUUAGAUCUCUACCACGGAUACCCAAGACUCGUCGAGUUGAUGUUUAAAACCCUGGCUGCAAUUGUGGAUGAAGGCACGAGGAACCCAUCGAUUCUCGCUCUUGAAGAUGGUAGUACUGAAAACGCUCGUGACCAUCUCAAAAGAAAGUAUCGGGAGUUAAGCAUUGCUACUCUUGCCAAAGACAUUGCCAAUCAGAAAGCCAAAAGAUUUGAACAUGUCGAGUCCAGAGCAGCUGACAGUGGAGGGUUGACUCAUCCAACCCGACCUUGGAGCGAAGAGCGCGAAGGCGCCAAAGCGAAUGCCGCUGAGGGCGAUUCUCUGUCAGAUAUACUGAACAAAGCUGAAUCAGAUGAGCCGCUGCCACCACCUCGUGAGCCUGAUGAUGCCGAGAAACCUUUGAGCAAAACGCACUCGCUUCUCCUUCACAUAGUCAAGUCCUUGCCCGCACACCUCUCUUCACCGUCGCCAUACCUUCGUCGGUCGUUACUUUCCAUACUUAUAGACAUCAUUCCCGUCCUCGCUGCGCAUGAAAAUAGCCUCCUACCACUUAUCAACGAUCUAUGGCCGGCUGUCGUUUCAAGAAUUAGUUUCCCUUCUUCCUUGAGCGCGCAGUCGGCUUCAACCGCACUAAUAGGGGGCGACACACCCGGCAACGAUAACUCACAAGACCGCCCAAAGCAGGGAACUGAUGAUCUUGACUUCAGGGAGGAGAUAUUUGUAACAACAACAGCCUGCAAAACUAUAGAAACCAUGUUCAAAUCAGCCGGCGAUUUUAUGGCAUCCCGAGUCGAAACGGAAUUCCCACGUUGGGAGCGCCUAUACAAUCGUGCCUGGGAAAAAGUACGCCAGGAUACAGACAAAGUAAUCGACCGGCAAACCCAACAGUUGCUUAAAAACGCCGAGGCUGAUGAUCAGCCGAUUGUGCCCGCUGCCACAACGCAAACACCACCUCUGGGCUUCAUCAAGUCUCUGUCUCUUACCAAGGCUGGGUCAGUUUCUGGCUCUCGCGCGUUUACGCCCCAUCAUUCGCUCUGGCGAGCCAUGGUCUCGCUAUUUUUAACCCUGAUCUCCCAUGUGCGUCUCCCAUUAUCCGUGGGUGAUCGAAUCUGCCACCUCCUUGGGGAAUGGAUAGCUCGAUAUGCAGGACCAGCAUACUAUUUCUCUCGCCCAGCACGGUUCCCUGAGGAUAACAAGUCCGCGACUCAAUCGGAAGAAACGGAGGCCGACUCUAUUGAAAAGGUCAUCCAGGCCAUGGAAACCUGGAAUGCAGACUUGACUUGGUUCAUCUUCCAACAGCAGAUCGCCCAAUUUCAAGCCAAUUUAAAGGUUAAGAAGAAGGGUUCAAUAGUAAAUGGGCCUUCAGAUAGUUCUACUGGAGCAUUUAGAUCGGUGGGUUUUGCCGGCGGCCAACUGAAAUUUGCGGAGAUGGUCUUCUGGCAUAGAUAG